Mytilus trossulus (common blue mussel) is the source of this 1263-nucleotide messenger RNA. Its product is annotated as L-threonine dehydratase catabolic TdcB-like. Lineage: Eukaryota; Metazoa; Mollusca; Bivalvia; Mytilida; Mytilidae. The record is from RefSeq and is a predicted model, not a curated record. Bases 60 to 1040 code for a protein of 326 amino acids. The transcript has 7 exons. Gene Ontology annotation, molecular function: pyridoxal phosphate binding; threonine deaminase activity; L-serine ammonia-lyase activity. Gene Ontology annotation, biological process: L-threonine catabolic process; L-serine catabolic process.
GGACAAUUCAAUAACAGUGUCAGUGGAGCAUCGGUAGACGUUCAUAGAAUUACAACAUAAUGCCUUCUGGAGAUGGACUAAUAACUUUAAGAGAAAUUGAAGGUGCAAGGAAGAACUUAGCAGAAAGUGAUCUAGGCAUCAUCAAAACUCCAUUGCUGAAGCAUGUUACUGGAAUGUUUCCACAGCUGCCUAAAUCAGUAGAUUUAUAUCUAAAAUUGGAAAAUACACAAACAACAGGGUCAUUUAAAAUAAGAGGAGUUGCUAAUCAAAUGAAAUUCUUACCAGAUGAUGUCAAAAAUGGGGAAAGGAAAUUAAUAACAAUGUCAGCAGGGAAUUAUGGGAAAGCCUUUGCUUAUGCUUUGCAAAAACAUAAAUUAUCAGGAUUAUGUUUAAUGCCAAUUACAGCACCACAAAGUAGAGUGGAAUUAAUCAAGAAUCUUGGCUGUGUGGUUGAGACAUACCUACACAGUGAAAUCAGGCAUACAAUGAAACGUUAUGAACAAACACAUGGUUACCAUGUAUUGCAUUCAUUUGACGAUAAAGAUCUUAUAGCAGGAUAUGCCAGCGCAAGUCUUGAGAUAUUGGAAGAGAAUGUCAAGCCCGAUAUUGUAUUGGUAUGUUGUGGAGGCGGAGGUCUAGUAUCAGGGGUAGCUACUGGUUUCAAACUUUCAGGACUGAAAGACUGUCGGAUAUACGCUGUUGAGCCCCAAGGGUCACCAACCAUGUAUGAAAGUUAUAAAAAAGGAAGUCCUGUUACAAUGAGAGUUAAAUCGAUAGCUGGAGGUUUAUCACCUCCCUUUGCUGGUACAAAAACUUUCCAACAUUGUAAGAAAUAUGUGAAGGAUGUCAUACUUGUAUCAGAUCAAGAACUUCUGGAUACUAUGCAACAGUUUUAUAAAAGAGGACUUGUGGUGGAGCCAUCAGGUUGUGCAGCAAUGGCGGCUUUGUUAGGGGGACACGUUCCAGAUAUUGAGGGAAAGAAAAUUGUUGUAUUUGUGACAGGGGGGAAUGUAACACCAUCAGAAAUGGUGUCGUUAUAACAGUAAAGAAUAUAUUUGAAUGACAUACGAAAACUCAUUCUACAGCCAAACGUUCAGAAUAAUGUGGGUUAAACUGAACAAUAUAAAGAAAACCCUACGCUGAUUCUAGUGAUACAUGGCAUUAUUAUAUUGUUAAAAGUUUAUUGUUAACCUAUUUUUAUAACGGGCAUUUUAUUAUCUUUUUAUUGAUUUUUGCCAUGCUGUAUUCAUAAUAAAAAAAUAG